Bombus pyrosoma is the source of this 9340-nucleotide messenger RNA. RefSeq names its product silk gland factor 1. The coding region runs from base 1562 to 3085 and encodes 507 amino acids. Gene Ontology annotation, molecular function: DNA-binding transcription factor activity, RNA polymerase II-specific; protein domain specific binding; RNA polymerase II cis-regulatory region sequence-specific DNA binding. NCBI's taxonomy places the organism in Eukaryota, Metazoa, Arthropoda, Insecta, Hymenoptera, Apidae. The transcript is spliced from 2 exons. Gene Ontology annotation, biological process: anatomical structure morphogenesis; cell differentiation; regulation of transcription by RNA polymerase II. The record is from RefSeq and is a predicted model, not a curated record.
UGCAUCAGAAACGUAGCUUCGUUUUUCCUCUUCUCGCAGCACCGUCGUGAACCUCCGGAGAUCACAAAAUUGCCACGAGUUUGAGAAACACAGUUCAAACAUUCUUUUGGGAACUAUCUCCAAAAACUGAACUUAUGCAUCGAUUCACUGAACCAAAUAACAUAUUCGAACAAAGCAAAAGAAGAAGAAUAAGAAGACGAAGAAGAAGAAGAAGAAGAAGAAGAAAACACAAAGAGAAAGGAAAGUGAAAUAGAAGAAAUUGUAAAUCAACCGAUCGACUUAAAAUAAAAUAAAAAGAAAAAAGAAUAAGAACAUGUACGAAAAGGAGGCGUAUCCAAAGAUAGGAGGAAAAAAUCGAAAGGAAGAAAAUAAGGAAAGAAAGAAAUGGAAGAAAAUCAGCCCGUCGCGUGACACGCGCCGAUAGGUGUCAAACGUGUGGCAGACAGACAGUUGACAUGACAUGAGAGAGGAGCAUCGGGACGCGGCCGUCGGGACGUGGUGGUCGGGCGCCGUGGCCCGGCAUCCUGCGGGAUAUUGCGCAAGCGGCGUAUUUCGCAGCUGCGCUCUUCGUAUUUCGUUGAACGCUCGAAGGUCUGACUGUUUCCCCGCUCGCAUUAUCGCGGCGCUGAUUCACGCGAUACAAAGGGGACACGUUGAACACCCUCCGUUGCACUCUCAUUGGUGUAAUCGCCAGAUAGUAGGGAGACGUGGACGGUAAUUGGUCGGCGAACAUGAAACAGGCGUGACAGACGUAGUACGGAGUAGGGAGUGUUUGAACAAGAUCGGCAGACUCAAGAGUAGCGGAGUACACUCGCUGACCGGCCUCCAUCCACACGGCACACAGAGAGACAGAGAGACAGUGAGAGACAACGAGACUGGUGAAUGAGGGAGAGUGGAGGUGAGGCGGCUCGAGCACACAGAACCCCGCUCAAACAACGUCGAUCGCUGCUCGCCGUGUGUUCUCAGCUCGUGCUUGGUGCUGGCCGUGCGCGACCAGCCCGCGCGUACAAUUUCAUACCGUGCGUUAUUCGCAACGUGUUGACGAAGUGAUCGAGCGAUCGUGAACUUUUUCGGACAUAUCGACGCUCGUUUACGGUGUACUUUAAAGGAUUGUUGGUGGUGGAAGAAAGGAGAUACUAUAAAUCGUGGGGAUAAUAUCGUGGAAUUUCUUCCGAAGAUUCUGUGAAUUUUUCCAAAGAGGAUAAUUGCUCGAGUGCGCGAAUUGUGUUUUAAACAUCGUAUCACGGAAAUUGGAGAAGCCGUAGAAAACGAAGGUGAAGUUUCUGUUUGUCGACGUACGAAUCAGAUUAUCGUGGACAGUGAAGUAGUAUCAGUGAUAUUGACGCAUGUAACUCGAUAAUAAUCGCAGUCGUAUGUAGGAUAUAAAGGAUCGCGAGGAAUUGAAAUAACCGUGUGUCGACUAGAGGUGUCAAGCAUUUUCGUCACCGAGGAGAAGAUUCGGGAACCGUCGCAUUAUCAACAGCAGCCGUGGUACCGCGGUUUUCAUGAUUCUCGUUUGACAAGCAGACAGCAGCCCGCCACUCCGGCACCGGUUAGCUCUAUGACCAUGCUCCAGUCGCAGAAGCUGUACAGCGAUGCUGGUAGCCUCGGCGGCGCGAUGACCAGCGCCGCGAUGUCCACGAUGGGCAGCAUGGCGCCGACGUACAGCUCGAUCAACUCGGUAGGAUGUAUGCCUAUGGGUAUGUCAAUGGGUGUCGGUGUCGGACCAAGUUGCAGUCCUCAGGGUGCCGGCGGUUUCAACAUGAGCACCAUGAGUUCGGCAAUGGGGAUGGCAUCGAUGGGCGGUGGUGCUAUGGGUGGUUACGGGAGUGCCUCGAUGGGAGGCGGUGGCGCGUGUAUGAGCGCCGUCGGCUAUGGUCCUCUAACGCCAGGCGGCGGCGCCGGUGUCACCAGGGAUCCUCUUUCCCUUACCGAGCCGGAUUCGCCUAAUUCCGCUUUGCAACGCGCCAGAACAGACAAGUCUUACCGCAGAAGUUACACUCACGCGAAACCGCCCUAUUCUUACAUCAGCCUGAUCACAAUGGCUAUCCAGAACGCGCCCAGCAAGAUGCUUACGUUGUCGGAGAUCUACCAGUUCAUCAUGGACCUGUUCCCGUUCUACAGACAAAAUCAGCAACGCUGGCAGAAUUCCAUCAGGCACUCGCUCAGCUUCAACGAUUGUUUCGUGAAAGUGGCGCGAACUCCGGACAAGCCUGGCAAGGGCUCCUUUUGGACCUUGCACCCAGAGAGUGGGAACAUGUUCGAAAACGGAUGCUAUCUACGUCGACAGAAGAGGUUCAAAGACGAGAAGAAGGAAUUAACCAGACAGAACAACAAGCAUCAACAACAUCAUACCGGAGCCGCGGCAGCAGCUGCCGCGGCAGCCGCCGCAGCCGCCGCCGGACACAACAGUCCGACCUCUCACGAGUUGGCUCACGCAGCUAAAAAGACAACGUCUUCUCUCCACCACGGACCCCAGCAACAGGACGACAAGGAUCUUCAUUCUCUGGUGUCCUCGCACCAUCAUCACCACGCAGCCAGUCUCCAUCAACAUCACGCCUCGUUAAAAAGCGAUACAGCGGACAUAGGCGGCCUCCUAGGACCCGAACUAGGCGCUACUCACGACGAAUUGACCGCGAUGGUCAGUCGAAGUCUUCAUCCCCACUUGAUCUCCGAACCUACGGCUCUGCAUCAUGGAAUGACCGGUACUUUGAAACAAGAGCCACCGUACACCGCUGCCAGUCAUCCUUUCAGCAUCACCAGGUUAUUGCCGGGCGCGACGGCGGGCACAUCGCCAGGCGCGCAAGACAUCAAGCCACCGGAGAUGAAAAUGUACGAGCAGCUGCAUCAGAGCUACGCCAACUUCGGCUCGCCUCAUCAUCCUCACGCGCACUCCGCGCCACCGAGUCAUCAUCAUCACAACGGCAUGCACACGGGCUCGAACGCGGCCGGUCCAAUGCACAACAUGACCAAUCACCAUCACCAGGAGUAUUACCAGAGUCCGCUGUACCAUCACGCGACCAGCGUGGCUAGUAGCAGCGCGCCCCCGCCGUCCUCCGUCGCCACCGCGGCUCCGGGCUUGUGACAUCACGCUACCCACCCCUACGCCCUGGCCUGAGUCGCUGCAGCCGCGGCAUACGCCGCCACCGCAGCCGCGAGCAAUCCCUCGACCACGGCGAACAUCGUUCUCCCUGCCCUCGAUCAGGAUCACCAGGCCCAUCAUCAUCAACCACCCUCCUCUUCGACCUCCUUGUCGUCCUCGUCAUCGUCUUCUUCGUCCUCGUCGUCGGCACCCUCGCAGCCGCCGGCUGCCGUCUCACAGUCGGCGUCGUUGCGAGUCUCAGCGUCGAUACAAUCGCCGCAACAGCGACGUCGGCGACGCUGCGAGGACAACGAGGUGGAGGCUUGCUGGCCCGUCGCCCACGAGGACGAUUACGACGAGGAGGAGGAGGAAGACGACGAGGACGAUAUGGUGUGAGAAGAUGUUAGAACGGAGGAGAUUAGACCGGAUAUCGUAGGAGGUGAGAGUCGCGCGGCUGGAUUCGGAGUUGAUCGUUGUCAAAAAGGCGAUGGUGUGGUGCGAACGGUGCGGGUGCGAAGGGGCGUUUCGAGACACGGAGGACGACAACUGGAGGACGCUUAGGAAAUCGUCGAGCUGGGCAGGAUCAAUAGAAAUUUUUGGUUAGAGAAACACGUGUGUUUCGAAACUCACGGGUCGACAUCGUACGAACGCUUCGUCGCCGGAUUAUCGCUUUGCUCUUCAUCGUUACGCGACGCGAUCGACGUUGAAAAAGGAAAAUAUGUCAAGACGACGAUUAAGCUGUACUCGAAUCGUGACAUACGGCCGCGAGACCAGAUAUACGAUUGCGAUGUAAAGGAGAAAAUAAAAGGAAGAAAUUCGUAGAUGCUCGACGAGUUCUCCAUGGACUUCCGGUUCGCGACCUUUUUCGACUGACGUUCACCACGAUACGCAUAGGUUUUUUUCUGUGAUACGCGACAACGAUGCGUUCCUCCGGCUGCGCCGCACUUGCCUCGACCGUCAGCCGUUCUCUCGUUCCUUUCUUAACACGGAAACAUAAUCGUCGAUUCGUUCGAACGAUUCGUUUCUAGUCGCAAUAGACGUGUGCAAUUUCCUUCUUGUCGGAGGGAAGUUGAUCGGGCGAGAUCGAGUCGAAUAUUUUCGCAUUUCGAGACACGAAUGUGAACCUUGGUUUUCCUUUAUUUUCUUUUAUUUUGUUGCUGAUUAUUGUGCGGAAUAUUAACUCGAAUAUAUAUUAUGUUGCAAUCUCAUUUUCGUUUUAACAGGACGACAAAUUUUUAAUGUUCUCAAACUGUUUUAGGCUAGGGUUUUUAAGGUAGGCGAAGGGAAAAUUUCACAUUUUCCUCGAUCUUAAGUUACUUUGAUUAUAGAAAGAUAAGAUUGCGUGGAGAAUAACGCAAGGGAUACGACGAGAUUCAAUAGUUGAAAUUUUUAUACAGAGCUACGUGGCUGGUUCUCUUUGAUUCGAUGAUUUUGACGUUUUUCAAGAUUAUCGUCGUUGAAUAAAACCGAGCUUGAAGAUGUCGUAUGCUCAAUUAGCAAAUAAAAUAAAAAUAAUCGAAACUUGUUAUCUAUGAAUUAUAUAUAUAUAUAUAUAUAUAUAUAUUCUUUUAAAUUUGUUUAAACACAAUCUCAAUACGUUAACCGAAUUCAGCAUCGUUCCUUAGACUUUAUAACAUAAUUAUUUAUUAUAUUAUUUUGCAAUUUAAUUACGUUGUAACAUGGUAAAUAAUAUUUGACGAGAACGUGUGUUUGAUAUAAGUAAAAAAAAAAAAAAGAUACAUGUUAAAUAAGUAUAACAAUUUUUAAGUUUUAUCUUUACACGGUAAUGUAACUACUAAGAUAUUUAUAAUUCAAAUAAUUGCAAGAUAUUUCUUUAUAAAGUAAUUAUAAUUUUUUCUUUUUUUAUAUAUUUAUAACGUUUAUUUCAGAGAGAUAUGUUGAACGAUAUAUUCAGAUAAAUAUCUUCAAACUCUGUGUUUUAUUGCGAUUGUUUCUAGUUAACAUUUGUUUAAUGAUAAUUCAUUCGUUUGACAAUGCAUCAAGCAGCAUGUUAUAGAUUGAGACAAAGAUUUCAGAUUCUCCAUUUAGAUAACGUCAAAUUUAAUUUCUUCAAGAUAAUACCGAAUUGAACCUCUUAGGUACAAAACGACAGUAUCGUGGCUUUCGCGGAUGUCAUUUUAUAUUACGUUACGACGCGCCACUAUAGCGAUUCACCCCACCGACCCAUUUGCUCAUCGUUCGAACUAAAUGAUCUCUUUCAUUUGUUUUACGUCACACUUUUCUUGUUCUCGUAAUGUUCUAUAACAGUGUUGUUGUUAUUUCUAUACUCAGAGAUAGGAUCACAACGGCUAUUGUUAUGUAGAAUGGAUAAAUCUAUCACACCGUUCUGAGCCAAAAAAAGAACCUUUAUUGCACUAUAUUAUAACUAGAAGUAUCUUCCAGUUACCAUUCCUUGUAACUAACGCGUCUGCGUAUGGAUGGCGAGCGCGAACUCACGUUGUCAUUUUCAACGAGCGUUAACAAUAUACAGGCAAAAAUCGAUUGUUGCUUUUCGUUAAAUAUACCAUUAGUGGAUGCUCUUUUUAACUCUUUGCUCUUUUAUCCUUAUAACUUUGAAGAAUCUUCAACCUGAAAAUGUGAAAGCUUGAAAAUAGAAAAUUAAGAGCAAUUUGAAAAACACUAUCGCGCUAUGAGCGUGAAAAUCGUGACGUUGGUCUAUGUGUCGUAGCGUGUUUUAAAAUAUAUCGCACUCAAUUGUAUCAUUAAUUAUUACAGUAAAUUAUUCAGCUUGAAGUAUAUGCGUCAUAUCUCCGAGAAAAAUUAAAAUAUAAUUAUCAAAAACUUCGUUGCAAUGUGGUUAAUGGUAGAGAACAGCAUUAUUCGUCACACGUCGCAGCGCUGUAUCGUUUACGCGUAAUUCGCGUGAAACUGUGAACAGAGAAACAACCCCGUACCUAAUUCAGCAAAAUUCAGCUGUACCUAAGAGGUUUAACGCGAAACUUUAAUCUUGGAAAUUCGUUUCGUUAUAGCAAGUUUCUGACUCAACUGUUGUACUUCUUCGAGAAACAAAGAGCAGAAUCGACGAUCAACAGACGAUUGUUUACCGAGUAUAGAUUGCGAUACUAGAAAGCGAUAGCGAAGGAUUUUUGUAGGAUUAUCUGUACCUUCGACGAUAUAUGCCUAUUUUCAGCCGGUCGUUGAUCUCGAUCCUUCUGCUCUUCUCUGUUUCUGUAAUUUAUCGUUCCAAUACAAUUGGACAGGCCUGCAUAUCAAACAUCUUGUUAAUUCGACUAUUAAAGUUUAUCAGAAAUCAAGAUCUGUCGAUAAAUAUAUAGCAGAGGAAGUUUGAUUUUGAACCAAAGAACCAGUGACUUAUUGCGUUUUUCCCUUCUAGAUUUUAGAUAUUUAUCGAAUAUUAUUCGAAUAUUAUUCGAAUAUAGCGCGAGUUUUGUUAACGUCAGUUUCCUCUUCAUUGACAAAGUCAACCGACAGAAGCUUCGAAGAUGUUCGAAAAAUUGUUUUGGCACGUGAAUAGUUAAGUUUUCUAUAUUUUCAUAGAUGGAAGCACAUAUGAUGUGUGAAAGUUGAACAAGUUGCACGUAUAAAUGACGAAUCGCCUUCUGGGAAAUGAUGAGAAAAUAGUUGUCUGUGGAAAGGAUUAAUUUAUAGGAAAAUGACGAAUAAUUCGACAAGUGUGUGAUAGAUCGUCAUUCUUCGUGAACAUAGACACAGUUCUUAGAACUCACAGCUGUAUCGGCUAGACAAGAUUAUACGCAGUCGUGUUUAAUCGUGUUACGAUUACAAUCAUUAAAUUGCAGUCGUCUUUAGAAUGUUUCUACGUUUCGUCCAUUUUCAUUUGUUUCUUCUUGUUUCCAAUCAAUAAACGAUAUACAAACGAUCUUGAUCGCUAUGCUUUUUCUAUCUAUUUAUAUUUCUCCUUUCUUUUAUCAACCAGCGAUGGAAUAAAUGUCGACGACUAUGACCAACUACAAUCGCAAACGUUACGAUCAAUCUCGCGAAUUCUUAAGGAUCCAAGAUCUGACGAUUCGUGUCUCGAAUCUGAGCGAAGAUUUCGAAGGCAAAGAAAGCCCCCGUUCGAUGGCUGGCUCGAACCCGCGUGAGCGCCGGCGUAGAGCGAAAAAUGUGAUAACCCGCGAAAAUAAAUCUAAAUUAAUGAACGUAGGCUUGCAAGAGACGCCUGUGUAUUUCCCCUUGUAGAGGUGCGCGUUCGUACGCAACGUUAUACUCGAAAAUCCUCGUGCUGCGGCACAUUCGAAACACACAAGAUACAGCGCGAUAUGCACAGACAUACACAUGCACAUUCUUAUUCAUACAACGUACGACAGAGAGAGAGAGAGAGAGAGAGAGAGAGAGAGAGAGAGAGAGAGAGAGAGAGAGAGAGAGAGAGAGAGAGAGCGAAGAAUUCUUGUUUAAAAGCGUCGAAAGCAGGACACGUCCAGUGUUUUUUGUAUGAUACGUGUAGAUAGCGGCACAAGCGUAACGUGUACGAUGUACAAUAUUAUAUAUGUUACAGGGAGCUAUAUAUAUAUAUAUAUAUAUACAUAUAAAUAUAAAUAUAAAUAUAAAUAUUAUAAAUACAAAAUAUAAAUAUAUAAAUAAAUGGAGUCUAAUGAUAUACUAUUAGGUAUAUACAUAUUAUAUAUAUAUAUAUGUUUAUGUAUAUAUAUAUAUAAUAUUAUAUAUAUAUAUAUAAUGUGCAAAGGAGCGAAUGUGCGAGCGAAUGAUAGCAUGAGAGAGGCAGAAGCGUGAGCAUUGUACAGCGCGUUUCAAAAGCAACGCUCGUAAAAAGCGUGGCAGCUGAUGCCACGGUUCGAGCCUCCGCCACCCUAGUCGAUUCAACGACCGCUGCUGACUGGGGGUUGCUUUUGAAACACGCCCCUCCACGAAACGCCCUGUAAAUAGAAGAUAUGAAAGCCAGGAAGCAGCGAGCAUCGCGAAUCGCUACGAUCACUUAGCGAGAAAGAAAAUAAUAUCGUCGGAUCCGAGUGUGUUUCUAGGUUUCCUUCUAUCGACAUGUGCUCUCCGUUCAUUUUUCUCGCCGUUCGAGACUCGUCGAACGGUGAUUACCGCGACCGAAGGCAACGCACCUACACGAGUAAAACAGAGACGAAAAAAGAAAAAAAAAAAAAAUAAUAAUACUAAUGAUAAUAAAAGAAAGAAGAUAUAAAAGAAAACACGAAGAAAAGUCAUUCCUCCUUUCUCGUUCGUCAUUCAAUCUGUUACACGAAUACGUAGAAUGGUAGAUCUCGAUCGAUUUCGGAGGUUGAACGAUGCUACCGCGAAAGUUGCGGAUGCGUUCGCGUUUGCGUACGAAAUGAAAGGAAAAGUCUCGAAAUCACGAAAUCUCGUCGCCAUGUUUACGCUUUCAUUGUUCCUGUGCAUUCCGGCAUUUCUCCACGCUUAUCCAUGAGACGUAACCUCGAUGUAUCAGAAUCAAGAAACGAAAUCACUCCUUCCUUCUGUCCUCUCUUGCUCCCCACACCCCAACCUCCGUCGAACCUUCUGAAUAACUUCCUAACUUCGUCCACUUCCACGACAACACCUUCUAUUUACUUGUUCGAAUCGCCGCUUCGGAGAAGUUUUUCAGUGUCGUUUCUGACCGGGGAUUCUUAAGAAUCAGGUCGUUCGAUGACGAUCCAGCGGUGAUUCUGUGGUUCAUGUACAUAACACGCACAAGCCACAGCAGCGGAAAUGACGUCCACGGCCCUCGCGAGUUUAAGGGCCGCGGACAGAGAAGAAACGACGCGAGCAAACGAGGUUGUAAAUGUUUCAAUAAAUCCACGUAUUUCUACGAAAAUUCGCCUGAUUUUUACACGUUCUUAUUUUAUUCCGAAUAUACCCGACUAUAUCCUCUUUUCUUCCUUUCGAUAUCUACGAGAAACGCGCAGUGUUUAUGAUUAAUUGGAAUUAUUUCGCUCUGAAAUUGAAACAUCUUGAAAUGAUGCUUCUAUCAUUCGUUCCAUUUUCUUCGAAUUUCACAUAUCUUUUGCACGGUUCGCGUCAAUUUCUAGCCACGAAUCGCCAUGCUCGUGUAUCACACGUAACCGUUAUCGAUUGCAUUAUGAAACUAAUUUAUGAAAUCGACUUCAAAGUCAUCGUUGGUAGACUAGAAUCAGUGUAGUUACGCGUUAUUAAAGCUUAUUCUACGAGAUGAUAUAUUCUCAAACAAAAGAAUGAUAACAUGUACUUAAGAUAUAAUAGUACUUACGAUCAGAUAAAAAGUUAUUAUCGCGAGUUAAAAUUUAAUAGAAAUACAUGAUGUAAUAUUCAUAGAUA